Molecule: messenger RNA, 4208 nt
Organism: Sarcophilus harrisii (Tasmanian devil)
Lineage: Eukaryota; Metazoa; Chordata; Mammalia; Dasyuromorphia; Dasyuridae
Gene: ABCB10
Product: ATP binding cassette subfamily B member 10
Exons: 13
Coding region: 84-2234 (716 amino acids)
Biological process (GO): transmembrane transport
Cellular component (GO): membrane
Molecular function (GO): ABC-type oligopeptide transporter activity; ATP binding; ATP hydrolysis activity
Source: RefSeq, a predicted model, not a curated record
AAAAGCAGGAGCGACGGAGUGGGCGGCGGGAGCGCCGGUGACGCGCGCGGCAUUCCCGGGGGUUCCCGGGCUCGGCGGGCCCCAUGGCUAGCUUCCCCGCCCGUGGCGGCGGCGGCGUCCCCCCGCCGCUGCUGCUGCUGCUGCUGCGGCGCGCUCGCGGCUGCUCCUCGCAGUGGGCUCUGGCCGCGGCCCGCUGCCCGCUGCCGGGGCGUCCGCGCUGCUGCAGCGGAGCUCCCGCCGCCGCCUCCGGGCCGCCGCCGUCCCCGGGCCGGGCAGCGCGGCUCGCGCGGCUGCUGGGGCUCCGCGCCGCGCUCCCGGGCAGCCGCAGGUGCAGGACGACCGGCGCGAGGGACGGGCCAGCGCCGAGAGCCGCGGCUGCCCUGGUCGGGGGCGAGGGCUCGGCGACUGUCGCGGCGGGAAGCGGCGGCGGCGGCGGCGGCGUCCGCGACAACUCUCCCCCGCAGCCCGUCGGCCGCUCGGAGGCCGGGAAGCUCCUGGGCUUGGCGUAUCCCGAACGCUGGAGGUUAACAGCUGCAGUGGGAUUCCUUACAGUGUCCAGCGUCGUUACCAUGUCGGCUCCUUUUUUCCUGGGAAAGAUUAUCGAUGUCAUUUAUACAAACCCUACUGGGGACUAUGUAAACAACCUAACUCACCUCUGCAUCCUUCUGAGUGGAGUGUUUUUGUGUGGUGCUGCUGCUAACUCGGUUCGUGUCUACCUCAUGCAGACUUCAGGCCAGCGCAUUGUGAAUAGAUUGAGAGGAAAUUUAUUCUCCUCUGUUCUAAAGCAAGAGGUUGCCUUUUUUGACAAGACCCGGACAGGAGAGCUGAUCAACCGCCUGUCCUCAGAUACAGCACUUUUGGGGCGCUCCUUAACUGAAAAUCUCUCCGAUGGGCUAAGGGCUGGAGCUCAGGCCUCAGUUGGUAUUGGAAUGAUGUUUUUUGUUUCUCCCAAUCUGGCUGCAUUUGUUUUGGGUGUGGUACCUCCUUUAUCUAUCCUAGCUAUAAUUUAUGGACGAUACCUACGAAAAUUAACCAAAAGGACUCAAGAUUCCCUUGCACAAGCCACACAGCUAGCUGAAGAACGGAUUGGAAAUAUAAGAACUGUCCGAGCUUUUGGAAAAGAACUGAAUGAAAUAGAGAAAUACACCAGCAAAGUGGAUCAUGUGAUGCAAUUAGCAAAGAAAGAGGCAUUUGCUCGGGCAGGCUUCUUUGGAGCAACAGGAUUUUCUGGGAAUCUGAUUGUACUUUCUGUCCUCUACAAAGGUGGAUUGCUGAUGGGCAGUGCCUACAUGACAGUAGGUGAACUCUCUUCCUUCCUAAUGUAUGCUUUCUGGGUUGGAAUAAGCAUUAGUGGCCUGAGUUCUUUCUAUUCAGAGCUAAUGAAAGGCCUAGGUGCUGCAGGACGCCUCUGGGAGCUCCUUGAGAGAAAGCCAGUACUCCCUUUUAAUGAGGGUAUUUUAUUAGAUGAAAAAAACUUCCAGGGUGCUCUAGAGUUCAAAGGAGUCAGUUUUGCUUAUCCAGCUCGCCCAGAGAUGAAGAUUUUCCAAGAUUUUAGUCUUUCAAUUCCAUCUGGAUCUAUUACAGCACUGGUUGGCCCAAGUGGUUCAGGGAAGUCCACAGUGGUAUCACUUUUAUUAAGGCUGUAUGAUCCUCUCUCUGGAACUAUUACUGUUGAUGGUUGGGACGUCCGUCAGUUAAAUCCGGUCUGGCUGAGAUCUAAGAUUGGAACAGUGAGUCAGGAGCCAAUUCUCUUCUCUUGCUCAAUUGCUGAAAACAUUGCUUAUGGGGCAGACAACCCUUCCCUGGUGACUCCUGAAGAGAUCCAGAAAGUUGCUGACAUAGCUAAUGCUGCUACUUUCAUCAACAGUUUUCCCCAAGGCUUCGAUACUGUGGUUGGGGAAAAGGGUGUUCUGCUUUCAGGUGGACAGAAACAACGUAUUGCAAUUGCUCGUGCUCUGCUGAAGGAUCCCAAAAUUCUUUUACUGGAUGAAGCAACAAGUGCACUGGAUGCUGAAAAUGAGUAUCUUGUACAAGAAGCUCUCGACCGAUUAAUGGAAGGAAGGACAGUGUUGAUUAUUGCCCAUCGCCUCUCUACCAUUAAAAAUGCUAACAUAGUUGCUGUUCUUGAUCAAGGGAAAAUCACUGAAUGUGGAAAACAUGAAGAACUUCUUUCAAAUCCAAAUGGUCUAUAUAGAAAAUUAAUGAAAAAGCAAAGUUUUAUGUCAGCAUACUGAAAAUGUACACUAUACAGUAAAUCUGUACCAGAGACUUUUUUUUUAAAGUAGCAAAUAAAAAAUACAACAAACUUGGAGGACAUGUAUAAAAUCUAUUAUUUAACCUUCAAGUUGUUUGAAAUAUAUAUAUUUUUGCAAAGUGGACAAAAUACCAUUUUGAAACUUAACUAUGUUCAAAAACUUUUUAUUCAGAGUUUUAAUAACUUGUAACUUUCUAAAUGUCUAAUCUACUGAAAUUAUUUUAAGGUUUUAUGUAAUUUCUUUGUCUUGGUAUAUACUAGAAUGUAGUGACCCAUCAUUUUCUUUUGCCUCUUGUUUUAUAUAUUGGAAAUAUUGUCAAAACGCAAUUUUUAAAAAAGGAAAUUAAAGUCCAGUUUAAUUUUUGUUUCAUUCCCUAAGCAAUGUUCUUCUUGCUUCAUGGCCCAAUUGCUUUCUUGGGAAAACUACAUAAAGUAAGAAUACAGUCCUUUUAAAAACAUAUACUUUAUUGAUUCUCUUUCUUUCCUUUUUAUAUAAAUGUUCAUUCUCAUUGUUUGCUUCUGGCCUCCAGUAGACCCCUUGUCUUAUAAGAAUGCACAUUUAAGCAAAACAAAUCAAUUCAUUGGCCAUGACUGAUAAAAUGUAUCUCAUUAUUAUUUUUUUUACUUAGAAUUUCCUCCACCUUUUUUUUUUUUUAAUUAAGAUGUCAAUGUCAGCCUUUGCAGAAGGCAGACAUCACUGUGAUUCCUUUGAAGUUGUGGAAAGUCUUUACAUCAGCCAGGAUUCUGAUGUCUUUCAGUAUUGUUUCCCUUUUUCAUUACUGUGGUCAUUAUAUUAACUGUAUGUGCUAAGCCUUAUCACCUAAUUUUAAGAACUGCAUAUAAAAUUAAAAAUUUUGAAUAGGUAAAGGGUAAGUUGAUAUUGAGCUACAUUUUUCUCCGAUUUGAAGGGUUUGUGAAUUUAUUUGGAAAUAUAUGGGACAGAACUGCAGAAGUGAUAUUUGUUGUUUCCAACUUUGCACUUGUACAUCUUGGAGAACUUCAAAAUAGGGAAUACUCUUUCUGUAUACUUUUACUUAAUAUGUAUAAAAGCUUUGGGAAACAAGAAAAGAACUUCCACCUAGCUGUCAGUUCUCCACUUGAUAUCAUGCAAUGAAUUUUACUUACAUAUAAGUUGAGGGCCUGGUGAAAUAACCUUAAAACUAGGUAGUUUCUCAGGCAAACCAAAAUGUUCAACUUUGUAUAUGGUAGUUAAAUUUCCUUGAAUUUAAAGGCUGAGACAUUAAGAUUUCCAAUUUUGAAAUAUUUUGGAGAUCUUUUAUUAUAAAUGUCUUUUAUAAGACAAAAACAGUCAUUACAAUUAAAAACUAAUCACUCUGUUGAAUGUAAAACUGAAAUGGCCUAUUUUUCUUUCUUUUAUGGCAGUAAUCUUAUAUCUCAAAUUCUUAAAAGCAAGGCUAAAAACCACAAGACUUAUUAUUUUCCAUAUCAGUAACAUAAAUUUUCAUGUUGCCUCAAAAGUUAUGCUUUUUGUACUCAUUUUAAGUUGGUGAUAAAUAGGAAGUUAUUUUUUAAAAUGAAAAAUUUCCUUCAUGGUAGUUCUUCAUUAAUUGGUUGUAUUAGAAGACUGUAUCUGUGUGUGAGAGAGUGAGUUUGUGGGUAAGCAAAAGAAAAAAAGCUUCAAAUACUACAUUUUAUUUCCACAUAAUGGAGUUUAUUAAUAAAUUGCCAUAUAUUCUGAAUCAACAAAAAAUGCAUCUGUGACAAUCACUUUAAUAAGAUUUGCCUGUAUUCAUUAUUUUUUAUGUGUCAUUACUGUUGUCCUGCAAAAGAAAAAAAAAUUAAAUACAGCCAAAAAGCUAAAUCCAUGAGAAAUCUCUUUAUGCCAUAGAGAUAUUUCCAAAUGUGAUCAUUAUAUUUUGUUUUCUAGCAUUGCCCUAUUCAGUUUUUUUUUCUAUAAACUUUUGUAUCAUGGAUUAAAAUUUGUAAGUAUUAA